UCACAUCCAUACAUACACUCUUACACAGACAGAAGACGCGCGCACUCUCUCUCUCUCUCUCUCUCUCUCUCUCUCUCUCUCUCUGAAGAACUCUGGCUUUGCUUUCUUUCUUUAUAUUAAGCAAGCACUCUGUUUCUUCUCCUCUGUUCUUCGGCAACACCGCCAAAUCUUUAUAUUCUCACUCCUCAAAUCCUUUUUUUUCAAGAUAUGACGAAGCAGAAUGUGGUAGUUUCCCAGCCCGAUGCCGAAAUCAUGAACAUGGCGAUAUCGGUGGCUGUGGCCAACUCUUCCAUUUUCACGGCGGUGGCCGAAAAGCCUCCAGUGGGACCUCCAGGGUACAUCUCCAUUUCUCGAAGGAGGUUCGUGAACUUGAAGAACCUUGACAGUUUCAAUGGAGCUGAAAGAAUUAACUCUUGGGUGGACUCAAUGAGAGCUUCCUCUCCCACCCAUAUAAAGUCCUCAUCUUUUCUGAAAGAAGAUUGGAUUCGUCAGCACCCAUCGGCCUUGGACAUGUUUGAGCAGAUUAUCGAUGCUUCAAAAGGGAAGCAAAUAGUCAUGUUUUUGGACUACGACGGCACACUGUCACCCAUAGUUGAAGACCCAGAUCGAGCUUUCAUGUCUGAUGCAAUGAGAAAGACAGUGAAGAAAGUUGCUAGAUCUUUUCCCACAGCCAUAGUGAGUGGAAGAUGCAGAGAUAAGGUCUACAAAUUUGUAAGAUUGGCAGAGCUGUACUAUGCUGGUAGCCAUGGCAUGGACAUUAAAGGUCCAGCAAAAGGCUCCAAAUACAUGAAAGGUAGUCAAGGUAUUCUUUGCCAACCAGCAAGUGAGUUUCUUCCAAUGAUAGAUGAGGUUUACAAAUUGCUUGUUGACAAGACCAAAUCAACUCCUGGAGCCCAAGUGGAGAACAACAAGUUCUGUCUCUCUGUGCACUUUCGAUGUGUUGAUGAAAAGAAAUGGAACGAACUGUCGUUGCAAGUUAGGUCAGUUCUGAAGGAGUACCCAAUGCUCAGACUUACCCAAGGAAGAAAGGUCUUAGAAAUCCGUCCUACCAUCAAAUGGGACAAAGGGAAGGCUCUUGAAUUUCUACUAGAGUCACUCGGAUAUGCCAAAUGCACCGAUGUAUUUCCUGUAUAUAUUGGAGAUGAUCGAACGGAUGAGGAUGCAUUCAAGGUAUUAAGAGAAAGAGGACAAGGUUUUGGCAUUCUCGUCUCAAAAAUUCCCAAGGAAACCAACGCCACUUAUUCUUUACAAGAACCAGCUGAGGUUAUGGACUUUCUUCAGAGAUUGGUUGAGUGGAAACAAAAAUCAGUACGAUCCCAUGCUAUGCUGUAAAAGAGUUUGAAGAUAUAAAUAUAUUCGAAUGCACCCUUCCAAGAAUUGUCCAAGGGGGUGGUUAAUUUAGUCAGAUAAUGUAAUUUUUUUUUGAGGUUAAGUUUGGAAAAGCUCAAGAAAAAGAAAAAGAAUUGUAACUUUUCUUGGCUUCAAUUCCUUGUACAUUUUGUGACUAUCCUGUACAAGGAAUAUAUAUAUGUAAUCUGGCAAGUUUGUAAAUGGAAUUAUCUUAUUUCUCUCUCUA
This is a messenger RNA of Malus domestica (apple), 1576 nucleotides long. RefSeq names its product probable trehalose-phosphate phosphatase J. Gene Ontology annotation, biological process: trehalose biosynthetic process. NCBI's taxonomy places the organism in Eukaryota, Viridiplantae, Streptophyta, Magnoliopsida, Rosales, Rosaceae. Gene Ontology annotation, molecular function: trehalose-phosphatase activity. The record is from RefSeq and is a predicted model, not a curated record.